Trematosphaeria pertusa is the source of this 2160-nucleotide messenger RNA. RefSeq lists its product as uncharacterized. The transcript has 4 exons. The record is from RefSeq and is a predicted model, not a curated record. The coding region runs from base 359 to 2023 and encodes 554 amino acids. Lineage: Eukaryota; Fungi; Ascomycota; Dothideomycetes; Pleosporales; Trematosphaeriaceae.
CUCGAUUCCAUUCGCGCAAAGAGAGCACCAUUGCUCGAGGCUCCAUUGUCGGCAUUCCCACGCACACAUUCCCAGGGCCGCGAAAGCUCGCCUCGCAGUGUACGAGUGCUUACUCACCCCUCUUGUAGCGCCGGCGCGAAUACCGAAUGGAGGGUUUCGAGGCUUCUACAAACGAAUGCAGGGCAGCAUCGCCAUUACCGGGCUACAGGGCCCGUCGUGGAAGCGGAAGAAGAGAAUAUAUAAACAAAGAAUAGAGUAGAUCACAAAGGAGAUGGGCAUGGCCUUUCGGCCUCGCAGCUGAAGCGUCCCCUCUUGCCAGGUGUGCGCGGGAGAAUCAAGUCCAGCGGAUCAAAGAGGGAUGCGCAAGCGUCUAAGUCAAACUGCUCAUAUUGCUCGGACGGAAAGUACCCCUCGUACUUCUUGCCGUGCAUCGCAACUGCCUGAGGUUAGCGUUGACACUCCUGCCACUCAGAACUUUUCUGCCUUCGUCUAUUCUUAUGCAUUCCCCCCACUACAGUGGACAUUCUGCAACAUGGCAACAAAGGUCGGCUCAGACCCAGCUGAUGAUGCAAAGCCAGCACUGUCGGCACUCAGCGGCCCAGGUGCGAAGAGCGAACCCUCCGAGGAGCUACCAGCAGAGAAUCCGGAAGAGCUGCAGCCUGCCGAUGCGGAAACAGGGCAGCGACAAGUCGAAUCAUUGCGCAAUCAGCUCGAUCUUAGCCAUUAUGAGUACGAUACGCUCGCGGAGCAAUUCCAGCAGCUGGUCCGCAAGCACAGCGAUAUGCGGAAGUUGGCUGCAACCCUCCACGGUGUGAUUGAAGGGUCUCCGACAUACGAACGAGAGAGUGCAAACAUAAUCCAGCUGCAAGCGGAAGGUGGCCAACGCGGUCUGAGGGCUAAGGCGAGGGAGGCAAAACAUUGGUGGGGGCUUACACGGGUGAUGGGAGGCAUGCAGGCGUUGACUGACAAACUAUCGCUUGCAGACGCUGUGAAUCCGUUGGUCGAAAAGGCAGGAGGCCUACUGGCAUUGGAGUCUCUGGUAUCCGAGGCACGCUUUCUGAGGUUCGCGGCGGCAGAGUAUCAAGCUGUGAAGAAUGAAGUGGAGAAGCCAGAUGGGCUGAGGGAACAGGCUUCGAAGUACAAAGCUAUGAUACAAUUCUUCAUGGCCCUCGAAGAGGCACCUAGGGCUACGCUCAGCGGCCAGAACAGCACUUCCAUGGCACCGGUCACAAAACGGAGCAGGGAACAUGACUCUUUCGAGAACAUACCCAAGCGUAGGCGACAAAGAAGAGGCCGUUAUCGAGCGCGAACCGCUUUGUCAGACACAACAGCCUGCUCUUCCUCAGCGACUGUGGCGAGAUAUUCCAGUCCAGCUAGUGAAGCCGAUCACCAGAAAGCCAGACAAGCCAGCGAGGCUGCUCCAAAACCGGCUGAAGUCCAAGUCCCACCACCCACCCAGGCGCCGCUGUCGAGAAAGGACGACAUGUGCACACUCGCUAUGUUGCAUAGGAGUACUCCGGGAAUGGACGCGGACGCGUCGAUGGGCGGCCUCAAGGAUCGAUCUAUUCGAAAUUCGAGCCCCGAUCCUCGUGCUCUCUUCGUUUCGCAACCGCAAGGCUUGGGGAUUGGUGGACUCCCAAUGCGUUAUCCAGUCCUACUGGAAAUACCAGGAGCUACGAAGAAAAGGGCCAACAUGCCCAAGGACCUAGAGGACUUUCUGCUCGGUGAGCUUUACCGACAUAUUGAUGCCUCGAACUUCGCGCGAUGGUUUAGCAUGGGGCCAAGUCAAAACACUUGCAUCCUCACCGGGCUUCUCGACGAUGCAAAGUUUUCGACUUUCAAACGACAACGGAGAGCUUGUGAAGGAUGUUCCGGUGAAGGUUCUGAGCCUAAAGUGCCUUCACGACCUUGCGCACUGCUGGAAGAGCAAGACGGAGUUCUGUGCAUUGUGUUCUUGCCGCUACUCGAUGCCUGGAGGCAAUGCAUGAAGUGGAAGCAGAGCAGCUUCUGGGUCUUGAAGUGAAGGGUUCGAUUGGUCUGCGACUCGGAUAUCCUUCAAUGUCAGCAUCUUUCUGAGGGACGAAGGAAGAGAGAGCAUAUUUUCAUGUACAUGGGUGGACGAGUAUCGACUUUAUUAGCAUUUCCCCUCGUAGAAUCAAC